Lindgomyces ingoldianus is the source of this 2287-nucleotide messenger RNA. Its product is annotated as kinase-like protein. Bases 80 to 1996 code for a protein of 638 amino acids. Gene Ontology annotation, molecular function: ATP binding; protein kinase activity. The transcript has 3 exons. The record is from RefSeq and is a predicted model, not a curated record. Gene Ontology annotation, biological process: protein phosphorylation. NCBI's taxonomy places the organism in Eukaryota, Fungi, Ascomycota, Dothideomycetes, Pleosporales, Lindgomycetaceae.
CGCAUUGCAAGCGGGAAGUGUGUUACUCUUUCCUCCAGCUCUAGGUUGACCUUCCGCAACACGGUAGACACCAAUACCAAUGGAAACAGUGUCUCCCUGUACUGUCGCCUUCCAAUUUCUUGAAGACAACGAAGUGAAGCCGAUCAGCGAGUAUUUACCACCCGGUAGUGCCUCAUCCUACGUACCUGCGCGGAAGAUCAGAGCAUUAUUUGGCAACAACAUUGAUGGGCUCACGCUCGAAAAGAUCUUUCUUUGUCCAUGCACGCAAUGUAAGAAAGAUGGAGGUCCAGAGCAGGAACGCGAGACGCACUUCAAUAAACUUAGAGAGGAGGAGCUACGAGGCGACUAUGCCCUCAUAUAUGCACUACUAAUCUACAUUCACCGACCAGGGCUCAUUCGAAAGUUCCAGCUCUAUGAGAGAAAGCUGCAAGGAACCGAGUACUUGAACGAGGCCAGCUUCGAGGUGUUCCAUCGGGAACAGAUCGAUCGGUUUCAUACGAUGAAAAGACAAGUCUUAGACACUCAGUACAAAUUCCUCGUUCGGAAACUCACAACGCACUCUGACAUUACGACCAUUUCGAAAAAGGAACUGCUACCGAUUAAGGAAGAUACAAAGCCCAAGGGGGAGGGUUCGUUCGCAGAAGUCCGGUGUUUCGAAUUUCAAGACGAUGAAUAUCGAUGUCGUAAUUUUGGAGAAAACGUUAGGAGAUUUGCCCGGAAGCUCUUCAAGCAGGGUUUGGUCGUGUCCGCCGCGAAGGAGUGGAACAACCUGCAGAAUCUCUCGAAGGGAGAGAAUCAUGCAAAUCUAAUGGUAGCACUAGGUGCAUACUGGCACGGUAAUCAAUUCUUCAUCUUGCAAGAGGAGGCAGAUUUUUCCCUCCACGAUUAUCUCUUUAGGGGAGAAGGUGCUGAAUUUGAGUCUGAAGAGCUAUGGAAGCAGAUCAAGGGAGUUGCGGACGGCCUGGCCACGCUACACAGGCUUUACGAAGGAACCAGGAUCGCGUAUCAUCAAGAUCUGAAACCUGCAAACAUUCUGAUCGUGAAGGGAAUCUUUAAGAUUGCAGACUUUGGUUUGCUCGAAUUCAAGCCAGUCACGUUGCCUGGCGAUACUAGCUCAACAGGUAUCCCGAACGCCCACAACACCGGCUACUAUGCUGCUCCUCGGCAAGGCAAAUAUACUCGCGACUCGGAUGUAUGGUCACUGGGUUGCAUCAUUUCUGAACUGGCAACCUGCGAUAUCCGAGGUCGAGACGGGGUCAACCAAUACAAAGAAGCUCGCGUUGUCGACGGUGUCUCAGGCAGGAGAGACAUUCCACGCUUCUAUAGUGGGCAAGUUAUUAAGAAUGCAGUACUUAAUCAGCACAAGACUCUGAACGAGUACAUGCAAUCGCGAGCACCGACCAACAUGGACUCCAGAUCUGAGCAGUUCCAAAGAAAAUUCUUCACACAGGAUUUCUUUGCCCUCUUGAACAGCAUGUUCAAAUGUGGGCCAGGAUAUACAGCGCCGAGCGAGGUUGCCGUUCCAGAUGCCGGCCAUGUUGCUGAAACGAUCAAGCGGCUGCGCGAGGAGGCAGUCCCAGCAUCGGAGCUGGAAACUCGGAUCGAAGAACUCAACUUAGCCCAACAUCUGCCGGACCUCAUAUCAAUGAACUCCUCGUUGAUGAAACAGCUCGAAAAGUUUAAGCAGGUUCUGACCCGGAGAAACAUUUCAAAUUUCGCCACGACUCGGCUAGUCCAUCUAAAACAGUCUACCAUCAAUCUUCAGGGAAAGCAAAAGGCAGAAAGGCGGCAAAAGGGCCUCAAGAGAAUCAAACCGUUUCUCGAUAACUCUGGACACUUUAUGGAAGCCAUCAAGACGCUUCCUGAUUCCAAAGAGCUGAUGGGGUUUAUUUGGGUAGGUCGGCACCAGUUCGAUCGCUUCCACGUUGACAUAAAGCUAGGGCCCUGCCAAAUUCCUGCUCGAAGUAUGUCAUAUCCGGAGUCGCCCUGGUUGUAGCUGAAUGUAUAAUAUAGGAAACAGAUCAUCGUGAAGAGGCUUUCAGAGACCUUCUUGACAUCUAUGGCCAAGUCGGAAGGAGUCUACCUUCGUUGUCAAUGUUUCAAGCGCUGUUCAGCAUUGACCCCGAGCUGGCAUGGACGAUCUCUACGACGUAUCACGAUAUGAUUCAAAUAAAUACAUGGCUUAUGAUCUAUUUCCAGCAGCAUCUCUGGGGGGAGUUGUUUACAACGACCUGGAGGCGACAUAAAGCAAGAUUUCAAAGUAUCAUAGAUCGCAUGCAAUCUCGCU